AUGGAUCAAGACAACACAGGAACACAUUUUGAAUACAGGAGGUCAAAGUCGCGUGCUGCGCCUUACACACCGCCAGUUGUCAAACUCAAGAGACGCCCGGCUCCUUUGGUCUUACAGUCUUAUACUGGCCUCGAUGCUCAGCAAGGGGCUUCCGAUAUCUCUCCAUACGGCCUAGGCUCCUCCACCAUCUAUACUCCUGGACCGCUUAGUACUCUGCACACCGCGUCCUCGUUCACGUACUCAGAGCCUUCGGAACCUGCGAGUGCUUACCCACCCUUGUCGGCUUUAUCACCCACGGUAUCGGCAUACCCGUCCAGACGCCAGUCUGCCAGUCUCUUCGGUCUCCCACUAUUGGAAAACCCGUUUGGUCCUCAAGUGGCGGAAAGCGCCGUUCUGUCCCGCGAACGCUCAUUCUCCUUGAUCUUGUCACGCGAAGCUUUGUUACCUUCUCCUCCUCACGAUCCUCUCAUCUAUAUUGCUUUCAACCCGUGGACCUUUCCGGAAUACCUUCUCCUUCAAUCUAUCGUUAUUUCUCAUUCGCAUUCGAACACUGUCAAUGGCUCCACACACAAUGACCGCUCUACCGACUGGAAUCGGGUCGCCCGGACAUUGAACACAACCUCGGCAUCUUUCUCCGUCCCUUUACCGUACCGAAGUGCAUGGGACUGUUGGCACCGAUAUUCCAUUCCUUGGCUUCACCCCUCUCCGUCCCUUCCACCAUCUCUCUCGGUCAAACCCGCCAACGAACUUUAUCCCGAUGCACCUGGAGUGCAACGGACGUACAUGAACCCAACUUUACAAGCCGAUAUCCACCAGCUCAUAGAGACCUACAUCAUCCUCACCAAAGUUCUUCUUUCCCUCAAUUCCGACUCCCCCGACGAGCAAGGAUCAACCAGCACAACUCUCUCUAUCUCUGACAUAACCUCCGACGUCUUCCAAACCCGUGACCCGCCUCGUUCAUCCAAGCGUUUUCGUCACCCAGGCAAGACCGCCGGCUUUCCUUUCAUCCUGCGCCAGUUGAAUGACCAUGCAUCAUCUCUUUCUCUUUACUACACAGACUAUCCGUUCCUCCCGUCCCCACCGAACGUACCGCCUCGAACGUUGGGACACACGACCGAUCGCGGUCUUUCGCCUUGGUUUCACGCUGGUGCUGUCAAUUCCGUCAUAUUGCGUCGACUCUUCCCCGGUGGACAAGAGCACUCGUCGGCAUCAGCUUCGGCGCCAGAUCAGAAUCCGGAAACCAGGUAUGCAAAGCCUGAAGAUGUGGUCAAUCCGGAUUCAGUCGCUUCGGCUAUGGUUCAGGAUCAGGAGCAGGAGGAAGGGUUUGGGUGGCAGGUGAGGAGAUUACCGGUUCAUUUGAGGAGGUUGAAGAUACCACGGCCGAGAGUGGCGAGGAACUGUGGGAUGUCUCUGGUGACGGCGGAGAUGGCGGAGGGAAGUCAAGGGCCAGGGCGAGCGAGAGUCGAGAUGAUUGCAUGA
This is a messenger RNA of Stereum hirsutum FP-91666 SS1, 1479 nucleotides long. RefSeq lists its product as uncharacterized. The record is from RefSeq and is a predicted model, not a curated record. The transcript has 4 exons. Bases 1 to 1479 code for a protein of 492 amino acids. NCBI's taxonomy places the organism in Eukaryota, Fungi, Basidiomycota, Agaricomycetes, Russulales, Stereaceae.